This is a messenger RNA of Lacerta agilis (Sand lizard), 1892 nucleotides long. It is a transcript of the gene MISO1, whose product is annotated as chromosome 5 C3orf33 homolog. The transcript has 6 exons. Bases 83 to 841 code for a protein of 252 amino acids. NCBI's taxonomy places the organism in Eukaryota, Metazoa, Chordata, Lepidosauria, Squamata, Lacertidae. The record is from RefSeq and is a predicted model, not a curated record.
GUCCGGCAAGCGGCGCUGCGCCCUGGUGUGCGCGGAAGCCCGAGAAAAGGAAGGCGCAGGCAGUGGCGGCGCCUGGUCAGCCAUGGCGGGGCAGCGAGGCGGAGAGCCGGCGAAUUACGUCUCUCGCCUCUCGGCCUGGGCGGACGAGCACCUCACCCUCGUCCGGAACAUCAGUACUGGAAUGGCAAUAGCUGGAGUAAUUUUACUUGCAAAGAGUGUAAAAUUGAACUAUCUGAUGAGAUACAUUGCUUUAGAAAAGACAACCAAAUUCACAACUGCUAUGGAAAUACCAGUGGAAUUUAUAGAGAAGAACGUUAAGUUGCGGGGACGGUUGCACCGGAUAAGUGAACGAGGAUUGGAAAUUGAACACGUUCCCAUUACCCUUCCAAUCAUUUCAUCUUUGCAGAGAAGAUGGAAUUCAGACGGUUUAUUGCUGAUCAGACUUGCUGGUGUGGAGCUAACACCAGAUGGCACGGUCUGGUUGAAAGAAGAGGUAAAACCCCCACAGAUGAUGUGGUUCCAACUUCUGGGAAGGAAGGACUUAGUGCUUGAUUGCCUUGUGGUAGUAAGUAAGGGUAGAUUUUCCAGCAUCUGCCUGAAUGAAGAAAUCCUGAGACGAGGGCUUGGCAAGACAGUCCGUAUUGACGGACUAGCUCACGAAUCCCGGAUAUACUGGAAACUCCACAAGAGGCUACUUCGGGCUGAAUUGAAAGCCGUGAGGAAAAAUAAAGGAAUCUGGAGAGAAGAAACGUUAAUUGAGAAGCUGAAAGAGCGUAUAAGAAACAACAGAUACAUGCAGAAGUUAAAACAAUUUGCAACCUGGCUAAGCAUCCGCCUCUAAAAAUCGAUGGGUUUGUCGAGGAGGAAGAACGCACACACACACACACCAGAUGGAGAAGGAUGCAACGCUGUAUUUUCCUCCUGUCAGAAUAUCACAACUAAUGCCUGGCCUUCUGUUGGUGGCUUCUGCCUUAGGGGAAGAAAACGAAAACAUCAGAGAACAUGUUUCUGGAGGAGAUAGAUGCACAUAGCGUAUUCAGAUAUUAGUUUAGUUCAGAUGUAAGUUAUCCAAAAGUAUAAAAACAGAGACCCAAAUCUAGGCCACGUAACAUUCCAGCAAGGGAAUAAAACUGAAAGCAAUGCUCCAUAGAAGGAAAUACUGGAAUUGGUAACUGGGGCAUGUCUCAUCCAUGCAUGUGGCUACUGUCAGUCCUUCCCUAAUCGUGAGCACCUGAAUUAGGCAGCAGGUAGAGUGGAGAAGCCCUUUCCCCCCUGUGAGGUUGUGAGUGGAACAUAGGCUCAGUUGCCAUGAAUGGGGGACACCUUUCUGAAUCAGCUAGUGCUGAUUUCUUCUGCUGCAUCAGCCUGUGGUGAGGUGGUAAUGUACUGAACAGUAACUUGAAUUCCUAAAUGCUCUUUUGGGGGUAAAUUUAGUUCACGGCAUCAGCAUGAACAUAACACCUUUGCUGUAAACUGAUGCAAUUUGACAUUGGUGCUGUUUGUCCGCCAUCAACUGAAAACGUGGGCAUUUGCCACUAUUGGGCUCCAUAGUCUCUGUUCCCAGGGAUAUUACAAGUGUAUGGUAUCAUACAUUGUACCAUGCACGGGCUUUAAAAACCGGAAUCGGCAGUUCUUGCUUUUUGUCGUCCCUGGGAAUAUACCAGGACUGUUCUAGAAGAAGUUGCUUUCGCUUGACUCUGGUUGUAUUCUGAGGUUUGGUUCUAAUGCAACUGAUGAGUGGGGUCCUGCACCAUGUUCUGUGCUGUCUACGUGAGUUGUGAUUUGUAAGGUCCUCAGUUAACUGCUCACGAGUGACCAGCCGAACUCCGUAGCUUCCUUUUAAUGGUUUCAUUGUGCAAAACUAUUUACAGUGCAGAGCUAACAAAUCACGU